AUGGAGACAGCAGCAGUGUGGCUGGCAUUCGUUUUGGGCAGCGCCUGCGGUCUUCUCUACAUCGGGGCGAUUUGCGGCUGGGGUGCGAUCUCGGUCAUCCUUGAAGCUGAUGGGGUCUGCGGCGACGCAUGUGCCCCCGGCGAGGAGCUUCCCUGCCCGGCACAGAACAACAACCUACUUCUGAUUUACACCAUUGCGAUGAGCGCAAUGAACCUCAGUGGGACGCCCGGGGGGAUCCUGUGCGACAAAUGUGGGGUCAUAGGAGGAGCUGCUGCGGCUGGAGUGGCGGUUAUCCUCGGGGCAGCGGCCGUCGGCGUGCUAGACUCCUCAGACUCUACCAUGUUUCAAGCAGCGUUCGUGCUCAUGGCGUGUGGAGGUAAUACGACCUUCUUUGCUGCCUUGAAGAUGGUGUUCAUGUUUCCGCAGGAGAAGCACGCCACAAUCCUCAGUACGAUCUGCGCGCUUUAUGACGCCUCCUCUGCCGUGCCGCUGCUCUUUUUCCUCGCCUUCUCUGCAGGGGCCUCGCGCGAGGCGAUCUUCCUCAGCUACGCUGCGUCUGCCGCUGUGCUGUUCGCCGCUUGGAUCGGUGCGCUGCUGUACGUGAGGAGCGCCGGCGCGGCCCCGGAUCCAAAGACAUCGCGGGCAGCGGGCCUCAGCAAGGACAGCUUUGUCGCCGCACGCCUCAGUGCAAUGCAGGGCAGGGGGAGCGUGAUGGCAUCCGAACGCUUCACAAGCACGGUGUACCAGGAGAUGCCAUCGGCGCCCUCCGAGCACGAAGUGCCCACGCUGCACACGUCCACGCUGACGGGGAUGCUCACCUCGUCGCAGUUUUUCCUCGGGCUGCUAUGGUUUGUGUUGAGCGCACAGCGGUGCAAUCUGUACCUCGGCACCGUCAAGUACGUUCUGGAGGAGCAAGGGGACGACGACAACAAGUACAUGGCGAUUUUGACCGCGAUGCUCCCGCUCGGACUUGCGUGCGUCCCGGUCAUCGCUUUUGUGCACGACAAGCUCAAGCUGCUCGGCUCGAUGCAAGCAGUCACGGCUCUGGGCAUGGUUUAUGGGCUCUGUGCCAUCUUCCUGCCGUUGCACUUGCAGCCGAUCACCUUUGUUCUCUUCGCCGGAUACCGGGCAGCCGUCUUCUCGGUCUUCUGCAUCUAUGCGACGCACGUCUUUGGGCCGCUCGCGUCCGGGACAGUCAACGGCGUCAUCUUCUUCAUCGGAGGCAUUGCGAGCAUGUCCCUCGCACCCAUCAGCUCGUUUGUGAACGGAUCACUAGAUGGGGACUGGAGCCCAGUCUACCACACGUACAGUGCACUGUGUCUCGUGCAGCUCGUCGCCGUUAGCCUUGCGGCGAGGUGGUGGCGACGCGCAAGGUGA
Molecule: messenger RNA, 1377 nt
Organism: Emiliania huxleyi CCMP1516
Lineage: Eukaryota; Haptophyta; Isochrysidales; Noelaerhabdaceae
Exons: 1
Coding region: 1-1377 (458 amino acids)
Source: RefSeq, a predicted model, not a curated record